AAGCUAUUAUGAUGAACGUUGCUGAUGCGCAGCCCACAAUCAUCGAAGGUCGUAGGUUAUGUUCGCCCUCUCUUCUUUGUUAGCAUCCAUCUGAGUUUGGACAAGACAGAGUGACAAACUGAUAAUCAUAUCAAGGGUUUUAACAUCAGGGAAUGCAUGUGAUUGUUUCUAUUAUGCAGAAAAGCAUAAUUACAUGGAUGUGAUAAGCAAAAGCAUGAAUAAUUUGAGCUUUACAUCUAGUAGUGAGCUCAGAUUCUCCUUUUCAUCUGAAGAACGUGUUCUUGAUGAUGAGGAUUUGUUAGCAUUAAUCUUUUUGCGUGUUCCUUGGAAGAAACUCAUGACCUUGAAGUGUGUUUCGAAACAAUGGCUCUGUUUCAUUACCAGUUCCCGGUUUCGAAAGUUACUCCCUCCUCUCCGUGCCUCUGGUCUCUACAUUCACCGCCUCUUUAAACUAGGCCGUCCUGAUAGACUAUACUUGAUUGGUCUAGACAAUCCUCAAACCAAUCGUAGAAUCUUCACUUCUCCUCACCACUCUUUUGUGCCACCCAAAUUUCGUAUUCUGCAUUCCUGCAAUGGCCUUUUAUUGUGCGCUCAUAACACCAAUUUCCGCUACAAUUAUUACAGAAACUGUUGUGUAUGGAACCCCUCUACCAAACAGUUAGAUAACAUUUCACAGCAUCCCCCUGGCACACGGGUUAGUCAUAUUGGCUUAGCUUUUAAUCCUCUAAAGUCGCUUCACUACAAAGUAAUCGCCUUUGUGUCUGAACAUGGAUUCAAGAAUGUUGGUUUCAUUUAUAUUUACUCCUCUGUAACAAGUACUUGGAGGUUCUCUGUACAAUCUUUUAAUCCAGCUCCACAUUUGAACUUCACCGAUGGUGUCUACUGGAAUGGGCGUGUGCAUUGGUUGAGUGAAUUACAGGAUGUAAAUUCAGUACCAAAAUCCGAUGCUUCUGAGUGUUUGUGCUUUAAUGUGGAUGAAGAGAGGUUUGAAACAUUUCCAAGGCCUCCUAUUGCUGUGAAGGCGACUCCAAGAAAGUGUUUGUAUUUUGGGGAGUCGGAAGGCCAUUUGCAUGUUAUUGAGGUUUUUCCUUCAACCACUUCACUCAAAGUGUAUGAGAUGAAGAGUGAUUACUCAGGGUGGUUUGUCAAGUACAAGAUUCCUCUUGCUCCAAUUUCUGAAGUUUUCCCCGAGACGACUCAACAUAAGACUUGUUUGCCUGGUAAAAAUAAUUUUGCAGUCACUGUGCAUUCGCUUAUCAGAAGAGAGAGUUUCCAGGAGGAUCCGUUACUGGUAUUGGAAAUACCUGGUAAGCUCAUACGUUACAAUAUCGUGGACAGAAGCACCAAAGUCAUAUUGGACUUUGGUGCAGAUUUUGAUAGAAAAAAAAUUGAUUACUGGGAGUUUGGAAUGUUAAAAGUUUCACAGCACAUUGCAUCGCUAUAAUGUGUGUAGUUACAGCAGUAUUGCUGGUCUUGGCGAAAGAAGUUUGGCCUGAUUAAUUCAGCACUUUCUAGUUGUUAUGCAAGAGUACAUUGUUUUUUAUAUUAUCUAUUCAAUAUUUAGUAUGAACAAUUUGUUUUUC
Molecule: messenger RNA, 1583 nt
Organism: Daucus carota subsp. sativus
Lineage: Eukaryota; Viridiplantae; Streptophyta; Magnoliopsida; Apiales; Apiaceae
Product: F-box protein At5g07610
Exons: 2
Coding region: 194-1444 (416 amino acids)
Molecular function (GO): protein binding
Source: RefSeq, a predicted model, not a curated record